Molecule: messenger RNA, 2145 nt
Organism: Misgurnus anguillicaudatus (oriental weatherfish)
Lineage: Eukaryota; Metazoa; Chordata; Actinopteri; Cypriniformes; Cobitidae
Gene: gla
Product: galactosidase, alpha
Biological process (GO): glycoside catabolic process; oligosaccharide metabolic process
Cellular component (GO): cytoplasm
Molecular function (GO): alpha-galactosidase activity
Source: RefSeq, a predicted model, not a curated record
CACAGAGAACGCACGUGCAAAGCUGCAACACCUGACUGCUGCGCGCCUGUCAACGCGGAAGUGCAACUGCUUUGUGCUCUUUUGCAGUCAUUCACGAGCAGAAAGCAGAGAUGAGUAUCUCAAACAUAUGUGUUAUCUCAGCUUUGGCGUUAUUGACUCGAGCCUGUGCGUUGGAUAACGGCCUGGCGUUAACUCCCAUCAUGGGCUGGUUGCACUGGGAGAGAUUCAUGUGCAACAUCGACUGUGAUGCGGACCCGCAAAACUGCAUUAGAGAGGAGCUGUUCAUGGAGAUGGCAGAUGUGAUGGUGAAGGAGGGAUGGAAGGAUGCUGGAUAUGAGUAUGUGUGCAUUGAUGACUGCUGGCCCUUACACAAAAGGGAUGCCCAGGGACGUCUGCAAGCCGAUCCCAAAAGGUUUCCUAGUGGGAUCAAAAAAUUGGCUGAUUAUGUUCAUGCCAGAGGUCUGAAGCUGGGAAUAUAUGCAGAUGUGGGCACAUACACAUGUGCACACUACCCGGGAAGUUUGGGUUACUAUGACAUUGAUGCAAAAACCUUUGCGGAGUGGGGCGUAGAUUUGUUAAAAUUUGAUGGAUGCUAUAUGCCUGAUUGGCAUCAGCUUGGAGAAGGCUAUACAAACAUGUCGAGAGCUUUAAACCAGACCGGCAGAGGAAUUGUGUACUCCUGUGAAUGGCCAUUAUAUGAGUGGAAGUAUCAGCAGCCUGAUUAUGAGGCUAUUCGCAAGACCUGUAACAACUGGCGAAACUAUGAAGACAUCUAUGACCAGUGGACAAGUGUGAAAACCAUCCUGGACUGGACAGCUGAUCAUCAGAAGAUCCUGGUACCAAUGGCUGGACCUGGUGGAUGGAAUGACCCUGAUAUGCUGAUCAUAGGGAACUUUGGCCUGAGCCAUGAUCAACAGCAGACUCAGAUGGCCUUGUGGGCUAUUAUGGCAGCCCCACUUCUGAUGUCCAAUGACCUUCGAAACAUCUGCCCCAAAGCCAAAGAACUACUGCAAAACAAACAGAUCAUUGCCAUCAGCCAGGACCCUCUGGGCCAACAGGGCUAUCAAACUAUCAAGGUUGACAAUUUUGAGGUAUGGGAACGACCCUUGUCACGUAACAGACUGACCCUGGCAGUGAUAAAUAGACAGGAGAUCGGCGGCUCACGCAGAUUCAUCAUUUCUUUGGCGACGCUGCCUAGUUGGCAGCUCUGUAAUCCAAAGUGCAAUGUAACGCAGAUCCUGCCCAUGUACAAGGAAAUGGGUGUCCAGGAUCUCUUGUCAGAAGUGGUGGUCCAAGUCAAUCCAACAGGAACAACGCUUCUCACUGUUAACCCUCUGAAAGGCAACAGCCUGUAAAAUUACUUAAAAAAGUGAACCAAAACCAAGGAAGUUUAAGCAGAGAAAAGGGAAACUUACUAAUGUGAUGGAGUUGCAGUUGCUGAUUGAAAUACACAGAAUCGGGUUUCGACAUUUUAUUUAAAGUAUGCAUUUAGGAAUUACAAGAUGUUAGAUAUCAUUUUAUAGACGGUUUCAGCAGAAACAACAUAAACAAGCGGCUGUCGUGGUCUCUGCUAAGAAUAAAUGACAAAGUUCUUUAAACGUAGUUUAUUUAUAUAACAAACAAAAACAACACAUAGAUUACAUAGGAAACCAAACCAUUUGUUAUUUUCGACGAGGCAUUUGUUCAAGAGAUCAGUUUAGCAAAGUCAGACCAUUAAAAAAAACGAAACCGGAAGUAAAGUUCGGAUCCAGACGUUUCAGCGCACGUGCGAUAAAACCGCCUAUGCUGAAUAUUAAACUGAUUCACAAAGCACUUUAACUCAAAUAAAUAAUCACUUUUUCUGAUUAAUCACUACUCAGUAGUAUUUUACUAAAUACUUACUAUAGCCUACCAACAGAACUCAUCAUCAUACUGUACAUCCAUCCAUGUAGCUACUGUGAUUUGAAGAAAUUGUACCGCCAAACUUUGUAACUGACCUCAGGGAGUUUUUAUUUGACAUUUUUUAAGAGUUGCGUCUUGUUUGGAAAAUCAAAUAAAGGAUUUGUGAACAAUUUAUUGGUAUUUUACUACUUUAAUAAGCACAUACUCAAAAUACUACUCAGUUGCUAUUUUCUUAUUAGGCUAUAUUAUGAUAUUGCUAUUAAA